AUGCAUGGGAGCGGCGGCACCGUGUUUUCGCCGCACGAUGGAUCGUUUGUAUACACAUCGCCCAUUGUCGCCUCGCAGAGGCGGUCUCGGAGGGGUGACGGGCUGGCGGCUUCCGGUGCUCCCGCGGGUCCGCAACCCAAUAAGCAGGAUUGGCCGCGCAAGAGCAACCGAGGGAAAGAGGAGGCAGAAUUUGAGGAGGAAACACCAACUUCUCCGUGGCAACCCAGCGGCCUCUUGCCGGCAGCUUCUGCCUCGCCGAAAACGGCAUCUCCCGCAAAGCACGGCAGGCUUCUUCUGAUGAGCCCGCAAAAGGAUCGAAGUGAUGUAUUUACCUUGUCAAGGAGGUUGCCCGACACAAGUUUCGUUUCCGCCGCUACAAUGGCCGUUGUCUCCUGCACAGCCUCGACGGGGCACCAAUACAAUAUUCCCUUAGAAGGGGCUUCAUUGUUUCGUCAGCAGGUGGUGGAUACGUUUAAAAGGCGUGGGCCACUUGCUGCAUCCGCUGAGGGGUUGGGCGCGGUGAGGGAUGAGGCAUUUCCGUGGACUGAGCAGAUGCCGCUAGAGACGAAGGGGGCUUCCUCGACGCCCAUGAAGUCCCCAGAGGAACGGCGGUCACAUAGGAGUGUCAUAACGUCGAAAGCGGGGGCGACCAACGAAACUGAGUCUGUGGUACGGAAGCAGGCGAUGUAUAUUAUUGGUACAGCGCUGGAAACAACCCUCUCCCCGGGUGUGAAACCAGUGGGUCAUGUUGGCAGCACCAGAGUUGGAGACGACGAUGAGAUAACGUGUGUUGCUCUCUCAUAUUCUUUUGAGGCGGAGCUACGUGGACGGCUGCUUGUCGAGCAUGUGGCGCUGUGGUUAAAGGAAGACGUGUCAAGGCAAAAACUCUACAUGUGUGAAGAUCAUGCACGCCGCACUUUGCUGAUGCAGGUGAUGAUAACCUUGCAGGUUGAACAAAAUAAGAGGCAACAUGCAGCGCGUAUGCGAGAAUUUGAGUCGCAUGUGGCACAGUUGGCCGAGGAGGAGCGCGAUACGCUUACGGUCAGUAUUCGCAAUCUUGGGAAAGAAGAGGCGGAGCUGCUUCAACGUGUUCAUCGCAUGGAGCAGCAGGUGACAUGGAACCAGCAGAAGCUCUUUAUGCAGGAGCAAGAAACCCAGACACACAUCAAAAUGGAGCGUCAUGCGAGGGUUGACCAGUUGCGGCAGUUGGAGUUGCGUCUGGAGGAGGCACUGGAACGACGAAAGCAGGUGGUGUUAGAUAAUGCAUAUGGGCACAAUCAGGAUCCUAUUUUUUUCUCCGCUCUGCCUCGUUGUCGCAAACAUCAUGGGGGGGUUGAGAAAACCGACUGUGGACUGCGGUGCACCCUUCGAGACACGAAUUUUUCUGAGUACAAUUAUAGGGGUGGCUUGCGCGAACACACCACGGACUCUGCGCCCGCAGGCAAUGUACCGGUAGUUGCGGCAAACGACGCUGUGGCUUCUUGCCGUGACGUCGCAGCCUCUUCUGCCAGGUUUCUUUCCUUGCCGACGGCUACUUUGGGUUCCACCUCAUUUCCCGUUUCUCCCAACACAGAUAGCAAAAGGGCAUUUACUACUGUGAUGCGAGAGACCAUGGCGGCAGCAACCGCGUUGCUGCAAAAGGAAUUCUCACCGUAG
Trypanosoma rangeli is the source of this 1656-nucleotide messenger RNA. RefSeq lists its product as uncharacterized. Bases 1 to 1656 code for a protein of 551 amino acids. The record is from RefSeq and is a predicted model, not a curated record. The transcript has a single exon. Lineage: Eukaryota; Euglenozoa; Kinetoplastea; Trypanosomatida; Trypanosomatidae.